Messenger RNA from Pseudovirgaria hyperparasitica, 1668 nucleotides. RefSeq lists its product as uncharacterized. NCBI's taxonomy places the organism in Eukaryota, Fungi, Ascomycota, Dothideomycetes, Acrospermales, Acrospermaceae. The record is from RefSeq and is a predicted model, not a curated record. Bases 1 to 1668 code for a protein of 555 amino acids. The transcript has a single exon.
AUGGACGCGCCGAAAACCAAACAAACCCUCAAGCAAGCCAAAGCCGCCUACAAAGCCCACGGGCCACGCAUCUCAUCACACGAAGCACGCCUCGCCGAGCGCAAUGCCGAGCUCGAGGCGCGCGCACAGCGGAUCCGCGAGGCGGAGCGAAGGCGCAGGGUGCUGGGCAGGCAGCGGGCGGAGAAGGAGAGGCGGGAGAGGGAGUUGCGGGAGCGGGAGGGGGUGGGGCUGGCGACGCAGUUGGUUGGGUUUAGUCAUUCGCAGCGGGCGAUGAAGAGUGGGAUGGAGGGGUGGGUUCGGAGGGGGGGUGGUGGUGGUGGUGGUGAUGGUGGUGAUGAUGGGUGUAAGAGGGAGAGUGGGAGUGGGAGUGGGAGUGGGAGUAAGAGUGAGGGUGAGAAAAAGGGACGUGGCGAGGAGGAAGAGGAAGAGGAGGAUGAGAUCUUUGUUGGGAUUGUGACUGGUGAUACUGCCGAUGGGAAAGAGAGAGGAGUGGGGUCGCAUAGUGGAGCUGAAGCUGAAGCGCAGGCGCAACGCAAAGAUGGAGAUCAAGAUGAAGACGACGACAUAUUUGCUGAGAUCGAGACUGAAGGCGCGCAUAGUACGGCGAGGCAGAAGGGUAAAAGCUGUCCUGUCGCGAAGGACCCUUGGAGCGAGGACGACUUGGAUGAGGAGUCAUUGUUGAGUAUUGCGGUUACACCAAGGCAUAAGCCUCAAUCUUCGAUGAUCGCUCCGCCGACGGAGCCUCUUGACCAAGUCAGGCCUCCGGGUAGCGAUCUUGGAAGCGAGGAGCAGAGAGAGAAGUGUAUCCCGGUAAUACAGCCUGCAUUGGAUCACAUCACAGCAAAGAAUGCGAACGGAAAGAGACCACGGGCGCCAGCGCCAGUACGAUCUCCCUCACCCAGAGAACCAAGCAAGGACCUUCCACCGCGCAUGUCAGAUGCUCCCAAGCCAAUCGAAAUCAAAACCCACAAAGACCACCCAAACAAGAUAAUAUCCGAAACGACACGAGCCAUCGCAGACAACCCUGUGCGCAAGACCAUGCUAGACAGAGCCAUACGCAAACCCAAGCCACCACCCAACAAGACAGACUGGAAGCCGCCAAACGCAUCCACAGGAGGCGUACCGUUCAUAAAAGCCAGCGUGUACCAAAAGAUACCUCAGCGGGACGAAUGGGAUGACUUUCUGGACAGCAGCACGCAGAUUGCUCGCGAACUGUCUGGUCCGAAACAGGCAGCGAAACCAGCUGAGAUACCGCUCGACGUGUUCAUCUGCACGCAGGAUCUCAAUCUGUCACUGAAUGAUUUGGAGGAGCUUGGUGUGCCUCAUGCUCCAAGCUUCUCGAGAGAAGAUGCACUGUUCAAAGCGAAGACAGUCUCGGCGCCGGCACCUCCGGCAGAGAAAACAGUUGUAAGUACAGGGGAUGGGACUGCUCGUCUCGGCCUUCAGAAAGCACAACUGCCUGCCCGGAAUGUGAAGCCACCCGUCUCCAAUCCGAACAUGCUGCCUCCCCCACGGCCACCUCCGAAGACUGUUGUUGAGGCGCCGAGAAUACAGGCGGUGCCGGUGAUGCAGGCUGGACGAUGUCCUGCGUUGAAGGACGAUUUUGGAUUCUCCACGCAGGAUAUGCGAUCGUUUGUGGAUGAUGAUAUCACGCUGUCCCCUGAUUGA